GGGAGAGAGAGAAAGGAAGCGAGGAGGCCUCACACAUGCCGGCAAGGCCAAGUCCCUUCACCUUAAAAUGCCUGCUUGGCAGCUAGCUUUCUCAAAGCCUCAACAGCUGUCUUUCUUCUCAGCCUUGCAAGGGCACCAACACACCCACUUGUUUCCAUAUCAGUCAAGAGAUUGCCCGAAAAAUCAGAAGAUUUCAAGACAGUACAUUAAAGCACCCACAGAAGCUGCUAAUGAGACCUUCCUGCUGUCAGUGAGACCUUCCAAACACGAAAACCCACACCAUCUGCCUCCACAGGUUAUGGCUGCCCACGUCCCCACAGCCCCUGGCCUGCCUCAGAUGCUCCAGGCGGGUAUGAAGUACUUCAGCGGCCUACAGGAGACUCUCUUCACCAACCUCACUGCCUGCAAGGCUUUGGUGCGCUCCUUGCGCACCUGUUAUGGUCCUUUGGGCUGCAACAAGCUAGUGGUCAACCAUCUGGGCAAGAGUUUCCACACCUCCCAUGCAGCCACCAUCUUGCGUGAACUGGAGUUGGAAAAUCCGGUGGCUUGCCUGCUACGCACAGCUGCUGAAGCCCAAGACGAGGAGACAGGAGAUGGGACAAAUUUUGUUAUCCUUCUGGCUGGGGCACUGCUGGAGAAUGCCGAGAAGCUACUGCGGUCGGGGCUCCCAGUAGUCCACAUCCGUGCUGGCUACGAGAUGGCCUGCAAGGAGGUUUUGCGUUUGCUACCCGGCCUAUGCUGUCAUGUGCUGAAGAACCCACGUGAUGUUAAUGAGGUGCUCUGGGUCCUGCAGACCAUUGUGAGCAGCAAGGUAUUUGGCCAUCAGAAGUUCUUGUCCAUGCUGGUGGCCAAGGCCUGCGUCUUGGUGCUACCACCAGAUCGUACAACCUUCAAUCCUGAUCUCAUCUGUGUCUGCAAAAUCCUAGGGGGUGGGGUCACUGACUCUAGUGUAGUGGAGGGGAUGGUCAUCUGCAGAGAGGCUGAAGGCAGCGUCAGGCGGGUGGAGAGGGCCCGUAUUGCUGCUUUCUCUUGCCCCUUUGGCCCAUCUGGGUUCAAAGCAAACAACACCGUCAUCUUCACGAGUGCUUCAGAUAUAAGGUUAUUUGGCAAAAGUGAAGAGCAUCAGAUUGAGCAGUACGUUAUGGCUAUUGCCAGAGCUAGCAUCAACGUGGUGGUGGUUGGAGGGAAUGUGGACGACAAGGCACUCUUCUAUGCCAACCGGUACAGGAUAAUGGUCGUUCGGCUGACCUCCCGUAUGGAGCUACAACGCUUGUGUCAGGCGGUGGGGGCCACCCUACUGCUCAACAUAGCCGCCCCAUCGCCUGAAGAGAUCGGCCACUGCCGCCGUGUCUACAUGACUGAGAUCGGCAGCACCAAUGUGAUCAUAUUUAGUCAAGAUGGCAUCGCUUGCCCUGUAGCCACCGUUGUGCUUAGAGGGGCCACCACAGAGAUGCUGGACUGUGUGGAAGAAGCCAUCCACGACGGGGUCAAUGUCUACAAGAUUUUACACAGCGAUGCACGGCUCUUGCCUGGGGCUGGGGCUGCUGAGAUGGCCCUGUCGGUGCGGCUCAACACCCUGGGGAUGUACUAUCCUGGCCCGGAGCAGUACGGCAUCUUGGAGUUCUCCCAGGCCUUGAAAACUCUCCCGGCCACCCUGGCUGAAAAUGCAGGACAGCCAGUCAAUGAGCUCAUGGCGAAGAUAGAGGUGCAGCACCAGCUGGGCACCCAGAACACUGGCAUCAGGUUGGUGAGUGAGGAGGCUGGCACCAUAGACGCAGCUAAGGAAGGGCUACUCGAUCCAUUCAUGGUGAAGUAUCGAGGCAUCACACUUGCUACCCAGAUGGCAGUCACACUGCUGGGAGUUAGUGAGAUCAUGGUAGCCAAGAAAAGUGGGGGGCCCAAGCCUAGAGGGGAAAACCCCAACUGGGACCAAGAGCCAGAUUCAUUGGAUUGA
Rhineura floridana is the source of this 1954-nucleotide messenger RNA. RefSeq names its product T-complex protein 1 subunit theta-like. Gene Ontology annotation, molecular function: ATP binding; ATP hydrolysis activity; ATP-dependent protein folding chaperone. The record is from RefSeq and is a predicted model, not a curated record. Lineage: Eukaryota; Metazoa; Chordata; Lepidosauria; Squamata; Rhineuridae. Gene Ontology annotation, biological process: protein folding. The transcript has 2 exons. Gene Ontology annotation, cellular component: chaperonin-containing T-complex. The coding region runs from base 68 to 1954 and encodes 628 amino acids.